Molecule: messenger RNA, 5239 nt
Organism: Sycon ciliatum
Lineage: Eukaryota; Metazoa; Porifera; Calcarea; Leucosolenida; Sycettidae
Exons: 10
Coding region: 163-4335 (1390 amino acids)
Biological process (GO): protein homooligomerization
Source: RefSeq, a predicted model, not a curated record
CUUGAAUUUCACAUUUUCAGCAGCAGCAGUGUACCUGUUGUGAAGGUCGUGCAAUUAUUUUGACUUUAGUUGUGGUCGUUUGGAGAGCCUACGAGAUGCUCAUGGAAGUCCUGUCCUAGUCUCACUUCUCUUCAGCCCUUGUAUUUUCUUUCGGUACAAGUGAUGUCUGCACGGGACACCCACCACGGCCAGAACGCGACCAGGGUGCGUCAAGGCAGAAGUGGUGAUGAUGUUGAUCCUAGUGGACAGCCACGAGCUAGGAACAAGCCAAUGGCGAAUGGUCAACAGCAAGGUGCACGCUCUACUGGUGGUCAGCAGCAGCAGCAGCAGCAGCAGCACCAGCUUCGACCUCGUCACGGCACUGGCGGUGGGAAUCAGAAGGACAGGCGAGGCGAGGGGCAGCACGGUCCCCUACGCGCUCCAGGCCAAUCUGGUGCAAGCCAUGCGGGUGUGACACACGCUAAUGGGGCACAAGGUGCUGCAGGUACUGCUGAUGCUCAUAGGCAUCGCCGUGUUAACAGAAAUGAUGACACCUCAGCUCGUGAAGACGGACAUUCUGGGAAGGCGGACCACGCUCAGCACCACAAGCACGCACCAAGUACACAUCACCAGCAUCCGCACCAACCACACCCACAGCAAGCCCCUCAGAAGGAGAAAAGCGAAAAGGUAGCCGCUCAGGGCGGUCAAAAGCCCCGAGCUCAACGAAACCAGGUGCGGCAGCAGCAGCAGCAACUUGAAGAACCCCUGCAGCACGAGCAUCAACAGUCACAGCCACAACAGCCUUUGCGACAACAUCAACAACAACCACCUCAACAAGCACCACAACGGCAACAGCAGGCACCACCACCGGUGCACCAGCAGCAGCAGCAGCAACGGCAAACUGCAACACCUAAGGAGCCAAACCAUCCACAGCAGCAACAGCAGUUGACUGCGCAGCUUCCCGCUGAACUGGCAUACUCCCAUUCUCCACAAUAUCCUAACCAGGCUCAACAGCAUACCCAAGCAAAUGUCCAGCAGCAGCUACAGCAUGCACACCAUUCACAACAUCAACAAAGUCAGCAGCAGCAGCAUCGCCAACCCCACAAUCAACAUCAGCAGCAUACCGCGGCGCCAUUGAACAAGCAAGCUGCUCCAGCCGUUGCGGAAGCAGGGAGUGCACAGCAGUAUAGGACUCAGCAGCAUGGUUCGAAUGUACCAGCUCAGCUGCAGACAGCUAGUUUUCAUGAAGAUCCACAACAGCGCAGGCGUGCUCAGCCCCAAGCCCAGCAAUCUGCUCAGCAAAUGCAGCAUGGAGCUGUGAGCAUGGGUCUUGGUGCCAUGCCAAAUGCACUAGGGCAGGACAGUAUGCUACUUGCAACCUCCAUUGCGUCCGAUAUGAGAGGCAUGGUCGGCGGUAGCACAGGUCACAGGCCUUCUGAAAUGAUGUCUGCUGAUGAUCGUCAGUCUUCCGCUGCUGCUGGCGCUGCUCUAGCCACUGGCAGUGGUGUCACAAGGUCUCCUUAUCCAAACCCACCGGUGACACUGCCUGGUCAUGGUUCUGCUGUCCUGCAGGGGGAUCUGGAGAGGUCUCUGAUCCAGCAGCGCCCGCCCACAGGGGAAAGCCUGCGUACUCAGCAGCCAGCUGUCCACAACCCUCCCAUGACAGCAAUGCCACCAUACCCGCCAUCUCCCGCAGGAGGAGCAGCAGCAGCAGCAGCUGUGCCACCGCCAGCAUCACAAUCAGCAGGGGGUCAGCUUGCAACACCGGCUGUACCACUCACCAGUACGCCACGCGAGUCCUGGACUCACUCAUUGCCGUCCGAUCAGCAUGCACCCUUGCCUGCCGUGGCUGGUGUGCAAAGCGACUUUCAAGCUAUGGCUAGUGGCUCACCUGGUCGUAACGUGCCUCCACCGAACACUGCCUACAACUCUGGUGCUGUCAGUCAGCCGGGCGAGAACCUUUCCAACACCAUCAACUCCACUCUGCCAGCUGGUGGCAGCAACGAAUUUCUCAGGACCCUGAAUUCACAGCAUCAGGAUCCAAUGGUGCCACCAUCUGGGCAACAACACGUCCUGGCCAAUUCCAAUUCAAGUGUUGCUUCUCCUGCUAGUGCUGGCGGAGAGGCAAUGCUGUCCAGGAGUUCAGUAGCCCAUAGUGUAUCUGGGAAUACAGGAAUCAAGGAAUCUGCACAGAAGCUUCUACAGGCUGGCCCUGGUGUGGUGCAGUCAACACAGCAAACGCGCGCUGUGCCUCCGGGCCUCAAGUCUGACGGCAUGUCCCAGUUCCAGCCUCCUUCUUCGUCUUGGAGUGGUCCACCCGACGGCAGUGUCAAUGUGGGUAGCAUGCAGCAUGGUACAGUUUCUGGUACGGCUACUCCUGCCGUGGCCUCCUCUGCUACAAGAACUCCGCCAGUAUCUGCUCCUAGUGGUGCUGCCUCUGCAUCACCACCAUCGUUACCAUUUUCAUCAGCUGAUAGUUUACCGUCUGCCACACCAGCAGCUCUGCCAGCAGCUCGUUUCCCAGAAGGGAACCAAACCCAGCAGUGGCAGCACCAGCAACGGCAGCAGCACCACCAGCAGCAGCAGCAGCUGCAACAACUACAACAGCAGCAGCAACAACAUGAACGACAACAGGAGACGCGCUACACCCAGCAUCAACAGCAGUCCCAGCAUCAGCAUCAUCACCCACAGCAACAUCACGAACAACACCGGCGGCAGGAACAUAAGCAGCAGCACCAGCAGCAGGAACAUAAGCAGCAGCACCAGCAGCUUCCUCACCAGCAGCAGCACCCACCACAGCAGUCAGACGAUGCACACCGUGUGGGUGAUUCUGCUGGCCAGGAAAGUAGCUUGUUGCCUGCCACUUCAACCGAUAAGCCGAACCUUGACCCAAAGUCAAUGCACGUUCAGCCGAAUUCAAACCUGCCACCCUCCUCCUUCCAGCAGCAACGGCAACAGCCCGCUGAUAAUCCGUCCAAACACGCAGAUGGCCAGGCUGAAAAUGAGAGUACUAGUGAGGGCAGUGCUGCAGUGCAUGAGUCCGACAUGAGCUCUGCCGCUGCUCCAGACUAUCCAGCAGCAAUGCCAUCGUCCAUGUACCCGCAUCCGCGCCAUUACCCGUUCCCGGCACAUCAGAUGGCCAUGCCUGGUCCACCCAUGUUCCAGCAACCCAACCCCUACAUGAUGCCCUUCAACUGGACGAUGCCAAUGAUGCCGGGCAUGGUUCCAGGUAUGCCGCCGCCACUGCCGCCACCAGCACUGCCUUCGCAUGCCAUGUUGCCUAUGGCUGAGCGAAUGCCAGUGUCUGAGCGUAGUGGUGCUGCCACUGCCACUGGUGGACAACACGGAUCCAGCGCCGAGGGCCAGGGUCAAGCAACUGCAGCUGCAGGUGCAGCAGAUGAUAAACCGGGCAAACCUACGCAAUCAUCAGUUGAAAACUCUCCCAAGCAGGAGGAGGAUGACGAGGUGGAUCGGGGCAAGACCGACGAGACUAUUGACACUAACAUGGCACCACCAACUCUGCCUGAGGUUGGCCGCGGCCAUUUUGGGCACACAAAGGAAGAGCAGCAGGCGUUUGCUUCAACCUCUGUUCCGACUGCAAGCACUCCCUCGACAGCAGUUAUGCCUUCUGCCGUGACAACUCCUCGCAAGUUGGGUGGAAAUUUUGACCAGAGUGUGCUGCUGGAGGUUGGGGGCAGAUUAUUCCCGGUGCUAGCGUCUACGUUCAUGCGCUACCCGGACUCUUUGAUCGGCAGAAUGUUCUCAGGCCAGGCUACAAUGGAGCUGAAUGAGCGGGGUGCUUUUGCUUUCGACCGUGAUAGCAAUUUGUUUGAAUGUCUGCUGGCUUUCUGUCGAACUGGUAGCUUCUACCCGCCUCCGUUCUACAGCAUUGCUGCUAUCCAAGAAGAGGCCAAGUUUUUUGGACUGUCCAAGUAUAUAUUCGUGCCUGGAAUGUCUGUAACAAGUCGUCAUCCAGUCUGCUUCUAUCGAGACUCGCAGCAUAUUCUGAACACGCCGGUGACUGAUGUGAAGGCAGUGCAUUCAGAUCAUGUGACCUUUACACUGCAAGAUGGUGACACGUUGCUAAUAGAGAACAUCAUCACAACCUCACCAUGUCACCUUUUUCUGGACAUCUAUGACUUGGAUGGGAGCAAGCCUACGACCCGUGACUUUGUCGUUUAUGAUCCGUAUCAGUCUGAAGCUUGGCGGACAUAUCGUUUCCAGUCGAACCAGCGUCUUGACUUUAAGCUAGUGUCCUUGGAGAAUACAUCUGUAUCGAUGAAGAUAACCUUCCGGCAAACAUACUGCUUUCCAGCGUGUAACCAAGUCUUCUCAUGUGUACAGAAUGAAGAGUAGCUACUUCACUCUUGCCGGCAAGUGUCAGAGUAGCUACUUCACUCUUGACGGCAAGUGUCCGUGCGGCCAGCGACGGUGUUUGUGCUGACAUUAUUGCUUUCAAUCAUGGUAUUUUCAAUUCGAGUGUAUCCCCCCCCCCCCCCCCUCAUACUUUUACCCUCCAUAUAUAUAACCAUACGCCUAGACGACGUCAUAAAAGUGUCAAUAUAUGCUUUGUUCGCGCAAGACAGCACGUCUACAAUAUUAUUCUUAACCCAGCAUGUAAACAUUAGGAUCGUGCUCUUUUACUCCGUCUCGCCAGCCCUCACCGCCCGCCACUGCUGCUCUUGCCGCCGAGCAAGGGAACAUGGUUGCAAGGGAAGGUGGGUGCCGGCGGGUGGUUGAUGAGCAUGUAGUGUGACCUGUGCUGCUUGCUUUAUAGCACACACACACACAUACACAUACCCUGAGUACAGUCUUUCUUGCAUGCCACUAUCAAAGCGUACUGCAGGCGUCCACGAAAGUCAUCAUACUUUCUUUUUUGAUAUUCCUCCCUAAGCUGAUGCGGACUUUUCAAGAAUCCUGCCAUACCGUUCCAAUGGAACACGCUUUCUCUCACCAGUUUUCAUCGCACAGCUGGCCUACUACCAUUGGUGCAGGCUGUGGAUUUAAGUUUUUUUUUUAUUGCUGUGAUGGGUCCCCUUCUUCCUGUGCUGUCUGGUGCACUGAAGAACCUGCAUGCUGGCUGAUCACAGCUCACUGCUGCCUAGUGACAUUAGUUUCCAUUCUUUCUUUUCCUGUUUUUGCUGGCGUUUUUCACCUGGUGUAGCUUGUUUUCCAGUAUAGGGUAACUGGCGAAGUCCUCUGGACUUAUUUUUUAAUUUUCUGCCUACGUUUCUGUUUGUUUGUGAUACUAUUUCCGUUA